CUGAGAAAGUAGUAUGGCCCGAAUUUCCAGUGCAACAUAGUUAAACGUUAAUGUCUGGAUUCCAGGUCUAUUUUAGCGUGCUCACCCAGAUGACGCAACUUGGGCUCCGCACUUAGCUCUAGACUGAGAACGGGGUGUGUGGUGGGAACAGGAGAGUUACGGGGGAUCCCGCGAGGGCCAGUUCUUUAUAAUCCCGACCCUGGGAAUUUGGUAUUUGGUAUUUGCUGCGGUGGGCGGGAACCCAGUACUGCCGCGAGCGUGCGGGUGCGUGUUAACAGGAGGAACGGCCACCGAGAAACAAGUCCUCCUAGGUCCUAGAGCGGUUCCGGAAGUGCCUCAGAGGGCAAGUGGGGCUGCUCCUUCUGUAAGGGUUACCGGCAGUUCGGUUCUUUCUUUCAAUCCCAUGUUACCCUUUUGCAGGUCCAUUCUAAGGUCUGUUUCAAGUGUUGGCCACCCUUGCAGUUCGCAGCCAGGGAAUCUAUGACUUGUUUGAAGAAGUCUAAGGACCUGCCUCCCUAAGGAAUGAAGGAGCAAGUUCCAGAAUAGCAUUUGUUAGUACAUAGAGAUCCCUUUGGCAAUCUGGUGAAGCCUGAGGAUAUCUUCUCAGAAUAAUAUUUGUUAUAUACAUUCAUAAUUGAAGGUGAAGAAACAAGAAACAAGAGAGAUUAAAAGACUUUGGAAGUCACUGCUAGUGUAUGAUUAAGAUUCUGAAAUAAGGACGGAGAACAAUACAUCCUAUAAAGAAGAGGAUAUGUCAGAAGACAUAGUAUUACAUAAAGGCAUAUCAGAAAUACUCCUGAGGGUCAUGCCUCAGAAAUUUGAUUUUGGAGAAGCUUGUGAAUCAGAGGGAAAUUUAGUGAGCCAUCAGGGAAAUUCUGCAGGAUUGAUUUUUAAAGAACCUGUUUCCUUGGAAAAACAUUUCAAGCCAGUUACUAUGACCCAUAAGCAAAAUUCCAUGGAAGAAAGAAACCAGGAAUAUAAGAAUUUUUGGAGAGACCCUAGAAUGGAAUCAGACCUUGAUAUACAUCAGAGUAAUACUGCAGGAGACCAUCCCCAUAAAUGUAAUAUCUGUGCCCAGAACUUCAACUACAUUGCUGACCUUAUUCAGCACCACAGAAUUCACACUAGAGAGAAACCCUAUAGGUGUGAUGAAUGUGGAAAAGGCUUUAGAAAAAGUUCACAACUAAUUCAGCAUCAUAGAAUCCAUACUGGAGAAAAACCUUAUAGUUGUGAGGAAUGUGGCAAAGCCUUUAGUCAGAGCUCACAACUAAUUCGACAUCAGAGAACUCAUACUGGAGAAAAACCAUAUAAAUGUAGUGAAUGUUGGAAAGACUUCAGUCAGAGAGCAAACCUUAUUCAACAUCAGAGUAUUCAUACUGGUGAGAAACCUUAUGAAUGUGAUGAAUGUAGUAAGGCCUUCAGUUUGAACUCACAACUUAUACGACAUCAACGAACUCACACUGGAGAGAAACCUCACAAAUGUAAUGAAUGUGGGAAAGCCUUCAGCCAGAGAGGAAAUCUUAUUCAGCAUCAGAUAACUCAUACUGGAGAGAAACCUCAUGAAUGUAAUGAAUGUGGAAAAGGCUUCAGUCAGAGAGCAAACCUUAUUCAGCAUCAGAGAACUCAUAGUGGAGAGAAGCCCUAUGAAUGUAACAUAUGUGGGAAAGGCUUUAGUUGGAGUUCUCGACUUAUUCGACAUCAGAGAACUCAUACUGGAGAAAAACCCUUUGGAUGUGAAGAAUGUGGUAAAGCGUUCAGUGUGAACUCAGAACUUAUGUUACAUCAGAGGAGUCAUACUGGAGAGAAUCCUUAUAAAUGUAAUGAAUGUGGGAAGGAUUUCAGUAGGAGUUCAAAUCUUAUUCAACAUCAAAGAAUUCACACUGGAGAAAAACCUUUUAUGUGUAAUGAAUGUGGUAAAGCCUUUAGUCAAAGAGCAAACCUUCUUAAGCAUCAAAUAAUUCACUCUGGAGAAAAUUAAAAUGAGUAAAAUUAAUAAA
Molecule: messenger RNA, 1997 nt
Organism: Monodelphis domestica (gray short-tailed opossum)
Lineage: Eukaryota; Metazoa; Chordata; Mammalia; Didelphimorphia; Didelphidae
Source: RefSeq, a predicted model, not a curated record